UGGCCGGCCCCUCCCGGGCGCCGCCGCCGCCGCAGGAGCAGCCAUGGCGCACGGUGCGCGGCGCUAGGAGAUGGCCGGCGGCUGCGCGGGGCGGGCGCGCAGGGCCGGCCGGCCGGGAGCCCCCCCGGCGGCGGCGGCGGCGGCGGCGGCUGCCUCCUCGUCGGCGGGGGGUCCGGGGCGGGGCCCCCCCCGGCGGCGGCUGGUGCUGUCGGGGGGCGGCUCGCUGAGCCUGGGCCGCCUGCGCGAGGUGCGCACCCGCGCGCGGCUGAUGCUGGCGCUGGGCGGCGCGCAGAUGGCGCUGGGCUGCCUGAUCGUGGCCGUCAGCUUCGCCGCCCUGGCCCUCACCACCUCGGCCCGCGUGCGCCACUCCUGCCCCUUCUGGGCCGGCUUCUCGGUAUUGCUGUCGGGACUUAUCGGAGUCGUAUCUUGGAAGAGGCCCCUCUCGCUCGUGCCCUGGUUCUACGGAGGCCUUGCGUUAGUUUUCUACAGCGAGCAUGACCGAUUUGGCACGGCUCUCUUGGAGGCCUGCUUUGGCGGAGGAGCCCAGCAGGAAUUCGGACAGAACACUUGGAGCUUUGACGGGGGCUGUAGAAGAGACCAUCAGGUUUCACCUGCAUCUGUGGCUGGCAUUCUCAGAGGCGUGUCGCAGUCAGAUGUGUUUCUUUCUGGGGCACAGUGCAGGAAAGAAGACUUCCGAAUGUGGGCUGCCCCCCAGAAUGGGGAGGGGUCGUGGCUCAGGGGCCGAGCAGAAAGUCCUGGGUUCAGCUCCUAG
Molecule: messenger RNA, 772 nt
Organism: Sphaerodactylus townsendi
Lineage: Eukaryota; Metazoa; Chordata; Lepidosauria; Squamata; Sphaerodactylidae
Exons: 5
Coding region: 71-772 (233 amino acids)
Cellular component (GO): membrane
Source: RefSeq, a predicted model, not a curated record